Molecule: messenger RNA, 1150 nt
Organism: Felis catus (domestic cat)
Lineage: Eukaryota; Metazoa; Chordata; Mammalia; Carnivora; Felidae
Gene: VPS28
Product: VPS28 subunit of ESCRT-I
Exons: 9
Coding region: 199-954 (251 amino acids)
Biological process (GO): protein transport to vacuole involved in ubiquitin-dependent protein catabolic process via the multivesicular body sorting pathway
Cellular component (GO): ESCRT I complex
Molecular function (GO): protein-containing complex binding
Source: RefSeq, a predicted model, not a curated record
GGCACAAAGAUAAGAGCUUUAGUGUGGCUGGAACCUCAGGGGGUCCUGGGUAUCCUGGAGUCAAGCCAGGGGAAAGGUCACAAAGCAUGUGACAAACAUCAUUUGUGCCCUGUCCCUGCACCGUAAGCAAGGUGUGGUGACCCUGCUAUAGAGUGAGGUAACUGAGGAGCAGCAGUGGAAUGAGGAGCCAGGCCUGGCAUGUGUCUCCCUGGCUCCAGAGGAGUGUCAUGUGCUCAGGUCCCCCACCCCGCGACAAGUUGGUGGGGUGCUGGGAGUAGAAUUCUAUCUUCCAGUUCCCUCUGGGCUCUUUGGGAUGUUUCACAGGCCCCUGGAAACAAGCCGGAGCUAUAUGAGGAGGUGAAGCUGUACAAGAAUGCCCGGGAACGGGAGAAAUAUGACAACAUGGCGGAGCUGUUUGCGGUUGUGAAGACAAUGCAGGCUCUGGAGAAGGCGUACAUCAAGGACUGCGUCACCCCCAACGAGUACACUGCAGCCUGUUCUCGGCUCCUGGUCCAGUACAAAGCCGCCUUCCGGCAGGUUCAGGGCGCAGAAAUCAGCUCCAUUGAUGAAUUCUGCCGCAAGUUCCGUCUGGACUGCCCACUCGCCAUGGAGAGGAUCAAAGAGGACCGUCCUAUCACCAUCAAAGAUGACAAGGGCAACCUGAACCGCUGCAUUGCAGACGUGGUCUCGCUCUUCAUCACGGUUAUGGACAAACUGCGCCUGGAGAUCCGUGCCAUGGAUGAGAUCCAGCCUGAUCUGCGGGAGCUGAUGGAGACCAUGCACCGCAUGAGCCACCUGCCCCCCGACUUUGAGGGCCGCCAGACCGUCAGCCAGUGGCUGCAGACCCUGAGCGGCAUGUCGGCCUCUGAUGAGCUAGAUGACUCCCAGGUGCGCCAGAUGCUCUUUGACCUGGAGUCGGCCUACAACGCCUUCAACCGCUUCCUGCAUGCCUGAGGCCCCCUGUCCCGGGAUCUGGGGAGGAAGGCUCUCCGGUGGGCCCGGUGGAGGGGCUGCAGCUGCGCUCCACGCUCGACCCCUGGAUGGUCUGCAUGCGCCUUGCUGUUCAUAGCAGCUCCUCCGUCUGUGUGUCCGUCCACCCCAGAGCUCUCUCCCUGCCCUCCCCACAAUAAAGAUGCUUUCUCACCCCCCA